CAAUGGGGGGUUUUGCUUUUAAGAGCUGGUUAUACAAAACCCAAUAAAAUUGAAAGUUUAGUUGGACUGUUCCACUUGAUUAUUAAUGGAUUUCUUUUUUGGGUUUUUUUGGAUGGCACCUUCUAAUGGAGGGUCUGCCCUCUGCUUACGUUGCUACAGUGCGAUUUGGGUUUUUUUUUUUUUUUUUUUUGUGGGGUGCCAGCCAGCCAGGGCUAGUGUGGGCCCGUGCUGUGAUUGGCUUCUUUUUUUAAUUUUUAAGUGCUUGGCACCUUCGGCAAAUGAAAAUGCCAAACUUGGUGUCGCCUGUAUUCUAGCGUUGUUGUCUAAGUUGUAAUUGACGCACGAUGGUUGAACUGUACGUGGCUAAAGCAGUAACUGCCAUUCGCUACCCUCACAGGCAAACUGGGUGAAGCUACUCCACUGGGCACAGGAUGUGAAUGUACUGCACUGAGUGCCACUGCAACUACCAUACUUUUUACAAGGCACACGCAACUGUAAAAUGGACUAAAUAAACGUCGAAUCAGAGUCGAAAUGUUUGGAUUGUUAGUACGUAGUAAGUGUGCCGUGCGCUCACAAGAACUGAACUCCGAACAGGUAAUUUACAAGGAUGAAAACGCCAGCCGUCAACAACAAAAAAUUGUGGCUGCGACUCCACGCUUGUAGACGAGACGCUGAGUUGACCUCCUCGGAGAUCGUACGUGAACGGCCGUGACCCGAGAAAGAGAAUCUCACCAGAAAAAUGAAUAGGUUCAAGUGUUGAGGUGUGUUUGUGUGCAAUGGAGGUGGGCAGAGGAGGACAUCAGAAUAGUACCCUUGAUGAAGAAGAGCCCACAGAGCAGGGUACAGAUGAUGAGGACUUGGCCAUUUUGGAGCAAGAGGAGGAUCUGGACUGGAAAACCACUGCCGUGAGACAGAGUGGGCACUGGCAGCAGGCUGGCAAUUUUGCUCAGAGGCCGACUAAUUUGAUGCAGAGCCAUGUUCGCUUCCAGCAGACAUCCAUCUGGGGAAAUCAAAAGGGGAAGCUGGCUUCCAUUCGUCUUCUGAACUGGAGUAGGAAACGGGCCAAGAGCCAGGGAGAGUGCAGGCAAACACAAGCAAGCAAGUGGAGAGAACACAGUAGGCCGGAGGAAGAUAAAGAAACGUAUCAUGCCAAGCAGCAUGGUGGCACCACCAUACAAGAAGAAGUGCUGCAGGGAGGUGGUCAUCCACCCUUCCAUAGACUUCUAUGCCCACCUUCACUUAAGAACUCCUCAGGUCCCAGCAGAACAGAUCUUUCUUACCAACGUGCUUUGCCCACAACUGUUGCUUCUAUUUGCCGUAACCGCAGCAGUCGGAGAAGAAAGCCAAUUUCUCCCACACAGUACCUCCAACCAAAUUCUGGCUCUCAGACUGAGGUUUGCCAUACCUCAUCUCCUUUGAGAUCAAACGACCACCUCAAAGUUGAGGAUACAAAUGGCGGUAGAGUGGGCACCAUACAGCAGGUUCCCACUGGUAAUGUUAAUGGUCUGCAUUUGUCUGCCAGUCCAGACAGGCAAGAGCUAAUCUCGGAUCAUGACUGCCACAUUGACAAUAUGCCACAGAAAUAUUUAGAAGGUGCCAGUCUUCGAAGAGCAGAGCAAGCAAAGGAGUAUACGCAAGCCGCCUGCCCUGGCCAACAAAAGAGGGCACAAGUGCAGCCACACAAGAGAGACCGGACUCUGAGUGAUGCCUCGGAAUGCAAGGAGGCUGACCUGGUAAAGUUCAUCCAGCUGAUUGACGAGAAUGGGGGCUACUCCACAGCUAAGCUUGUCCCCUGUGUUGAUGUGGAGAUCGAGGAUGAUGAUGGUGUGGAGGAUGCAUGCAACAGGGUCAGCAAGCAGUACACGGACAGCUCCUCCUCCAGCAUCCAAGAGGUGAUUGUUGAUGACAAGCCAUUCCAGUGCAGCGUGUGUGAGAAGAGCUUCAAGCGAGCGUGGGAACUGUUCAGCCAUGAGGUGGUCCACAACUCAGACCGGCCCUUUCACUGCGACAUCUGCCAGGCCACUUUCAAGCGGCACUCGGACUACAAGAGCCAUCGAAUGGUACACACUGAGCACCGGCCAUUCUCCUGUGAGAUGUGUGGCAAAAAGUUCAAACGCUCCUCAAAUCUGCAGGAGCACCGGCGGAUCCACUCGGGGAUUCGUCCAUUUCUCUGUUCGUGCUGCGAGAAGAGCUUCAAAACUCCUUAUGAGCUUCAACGGCACAUGCUCAUACACAUGACGGAGAAGCCCUUCAAGUGCAGUGAUUGUGGUAAGGACUUCCCCACCACCAACACCCUCCUGGCACAUCAACGACAGCACUGUGACGAUAAGCCUCACGUUUGUGGCAUGUGUGGUAAGAAGUUCACCUACGGCCACAGCCUGAAGGUCCACGAGAGGGUGCACACUAACCACAGGCCCUUUGUCUGUCCUAUCUGUAACAAGGGCUUUAAACAGUCCAAUGCCCUGGCCAGCCAUGAGCGGGUGCACACAGGAGCGCGACCCUAUGUCUGUCAGACCUGUGGCAAGGCUUUUAAACAGAGUUCUUACCUGGUGAUCCACCAGCGUGCCCACACUGGGGAGAAGCCGUACCAGUGCGACGUGUGCCAGAAAGCUUUUACUCGCCCAUCACUGCUGUUGCAGCACCACAGAGUUCACAGCCAGGAAAGACCCUUCAAGUGUGGCUUCUGUGACAAGUACUUUAAGGACUACUCCUACUUGACUGUCCAUGAGAAGGUGCACACUGGCCAGACGCCCUACAAGUGCCAAGUCUGUGACAAAGGUUUUGCACACCCUUCCAAUUUGUUGCAGCACCAGCGGGUGCACCGGGCAUGGCAGGAAGGGUGUGGCCAUCCACCACCUACCUGUUUGUGAGGAGGGUGGGGGGAGAGGAGGUCACUGAUGGUCAUGUAACAUUAUCUGCAUCAUUCAGCCACUCCCAAGAUAGGCUUCCUUUUCACCUAGUCUUAUUCCCUCCCUCCCUCCAUCCAUCUGUCCAUUAAUUCUAGUUGGAGCCAUAGAGGUGUAGUACCUGAGGAGUUGAGAGGUUAGCCCCUCACAGGCGCACAGACACACACUGACUGAUGGGCUGCAUGCAUCUGAUACAUGAGUGUAACUGACAGGUGGGUAGAGAGACUAAAGUGGGAAAUGAUAGUUCAGCUCUGCAGUACCCUAUUGCCGGUCGUUGCACUCCAAUCCAGUAGGCUGGCAUUGUUUUUAUUCCAUUUUUAACCAGUAAAACUGUGCUCAGGUCUUUCAUUAUCCAUGGCAGUAAUGGCACAUCCCCUGUCAUCAUAUGUCACUCAUGCUCAGACUAAAGUGUGUCACCACUAAAGCUGAUGUUCCGUUACACGACUUGUAGUUGAUGCCUACUGACACUGAUCUUGCCACCUGUCUGGGUCAAUUUACAUGACUAGAAAUCGCAGGACAUGACAAAAUAUGCAACCCCCUGAUCACUUCCCAGCACAGUUUCACAUUUCCAAAUGUGAAGUUUUGUCCCUGAAGGAGCCGGUGGCUUUGUGAAGGCUUUACAGGAAUGACGAGUUCAGCCGCAGUCUUAGUCAACUUAUUUUUCUUUGUUCCAUUCUGUCAUGGCAUUUGAAAUAUGAGAUAUCAAACGGACAAACUUUUCUUCAGGUUGUGAGGUCCAAAACAUGCGUGUUCCUUAUUCCUUGUCAGCGGCAGUCUGCAGCAUGUGCCCAUGAAUUCAGUCACCUAAUGUGACAUACCCAGCGACUCAGUCUAACUAGUCCACAACUUCACUGGGGUGGGCUCUGUUUGCAUGAGAGGUGACACUCGGUCAAGGCUCAUCUCAAAAUACAAUGCAGAGAUGAGGAAAAAGGAACAGAGAUUGCACCUGAACUCGCUGUACCUGUUAACCCUUCGUAUAGUGCCAGCUCCAUCAGGUAGCCUGCCACUGGCUUUCAGAAAAAGGGGCAAGCACGGCUAUAGUGGAAGGUCGUCACUCAGUUGGUAAAUGUGACAUGAGCAACAAUUUUUCAAUUGUGUAAAAGAACGAGAUCAACAACUGCAGUUAGAAAUUCUGACAUAAACAACAAUUAAGAGUCGUGUUAUGUGACAUUGGCUUAAGGAAACAGCCCAUGUGAUACAGGAAAGUGCCAGGCCCACCUUUCAGCGCAUGCUUCACCUGCUGUUAUCAUUGUAAAAUCUGCCCUUUGAGUUUCUCACCCCCAAACGAUUUUGCACCCCAUCUCCUGUCAUUUUGUACUGCAGUUAUAGGUGGUCUUCCUUUACUUUAGUGUAGUUCUGCUCCAUUAAUUCUGUUAAACAUUAAUGAAACCCACAGUUACAAACCUCUCACUCCAGUUAGCUCACUCACCGCCAGGAUCAGUCCAGUAAACUGCACCAUUGCGGCUUCAUCCCAGUCUUCCCAGUCAUGUGUCACUUAAUCCAAAUGGGGUGAUGACUCCUAUGUGCCCACCCCCUUGUGGGCACCAUGACUGAAGUGCAUUUUCAGAAUGUUUCAUUUUUCCUGCUCCAAUCAUUACUCGGUUCCACCAGUGUCAAGUAGGAGUACAGUGAGCAUAUUAACCAGGGGCCCUGGAUGAAGCUGCUGGACUUUGGACCCUAACACGUGCCACCUUUCUGGUCACUUUUUUCUCUGUCAGCUCCAGCUUUGUUCUUCUGACCCAAGUCUGGUGUCAUUAAAGGUUUCUUUUGCAGUCUCCCCCAACAUAUGAAAAGCUUCUUUCUAAUGGGGGUAUUGGCACAUUCCUGGGAUGGACUAUGGUGGUGUGUCUCUUUAUCGCCCCCAUAUUGUUAGUCUGACCACCAGUUUUAGCUGGAGAGAGGAAGAUGCUGGGCUGAUGGAGGGGUGGUGGGUCUCUUAGGAGCUACUUUUGCAGUGGACUUUAAACCAAAAGUUUUCACAGGAGUUGGAGGGAUGCAGCUAGGCAAGCCGCCAUCUGGAUGUGGUCAAGAUGGUGUGCGGCAGCUUAACCUCUCUAUGAAUGUUUAACCCAAAUCACUCCCCCAUGCCACCGAUGAGGGUGAUAACAGCAACUGAAUCUUGACCUCUCUGUUCUGGGCUGUCACUUGUAAUCUGCUCUCUAUAAAUACAGCAAGAAUUCCAACAGCU
Polypterus senegalus (gray bichir) is the source of this 5094-nucleotide messenger RNA. RefSeq names its product zinc finger protein 708-like. Gene Ontology annotation, cellular component: nucleus. The transcript is spliced from 2 exons. Lineage: Eukaryota; Metazoa; Chordata; Cladistia; Polypteriformes; Polypteridae. Bases 777 to 2870 code for a protein of 697 amino acids. The record is from RefSeq and is a predicted model, not a curated record. Gene Ontology annotation, molecular function: DNA-binding transcription factor activity, RNA polymerase II-specific; RNA polymerase II cis-regulatory region sequence-specific DNA binding. Gene Ontology annotation, biological process: regulation of transcription by RNA polymerase II.